This is a messenger RNA of Salvelinus fontinalis (brook trout), 8554 nucleotides long. Its product is annotated as sodium- and chloride-dependent glycine transporter 2-like. The transcript has 16 exons. Gene Ontology annotation, molecular function: glycine:sodium symporter activity. Bases 268 to 2571 code for a protein of 767 amino acids. Gene Ontology annotation, cellular component: membrane. NCBI's taxonomy places the organism in Eukaryota, Metazoa, Chordata, Actinopteri, Salmoniformes, Salmonidae. Gene Ontology annotation, biological process: synaptic transmission, glycinergic; sodium ion transmembrane transport; glycine import across plasma membrane. The record is from RefSeq and is a predicted model, not a curated record.
CAACAACCAUGCGCACGUUCCCGCGCGUCUUCGCCCGGUGUAGCUUUAAAAAUAAGAUUCCAAGGCCAAUGAUUUAUCAAACUCUUAUUAUCAAGAAAAUGUCAAGCGAAGGGCACCUUGCUCCGCACUGACGCAAACCCAAUAUUUCCCAGUGAGGUAUAGAAAGCUUUGCACUAAGCACGGCCAAAUACACUACUACACCUUCCAGUUCUCUUUACAGCUGUUUUUCAGCCUUUCAGCUUCAGCACGUCUUAAAAGCCUCCACAAAUGGAUUUCUCCGACCAGAAAGAGAUGGCCAAACAGCCGGCCAAUGCUCCUACCGGUUUUAACCCGUUGCACCAGCCGGGGGGAGUUUCAGCAAACAAACCGGAUAAUGCCUUUAACCAACCGUCCGCAGCAUACCCGGCCCCCCAGCCAUCACAAUCCAACGAGAGCAAAACUUUCUGUCCCACGGAAAAUAAACCAGGAGAAUCGGGAGAAGUCAAAGUCUAUGGGACGUUUAAAAACGCCGCUCUGCCGGUGCCUGGAUCCGUGGCUGCGAACUCGGCUGCCCGGGAUAUCCCUGUCCAGUACGGGGACCCGCUUAGGGCCACCGGGGAUCAAAACAAUGCAUCGGGCAACUGGACCACCAUGAGCCAGACCACCAUCAUUCUGGGCGCAGAUGGAAACACGUCUGUUCAGCCCGGCGCCGUGACGGGGGAGGAAGACGAUGACGAGAGUGGAGAUGAGAAUAAGGCCAGGGGUAACUGGACUAAUAAAUUGGAUUUCAUCCUGUCCAUGGUUGGCUAUGCCGUGGGACUGGGAAACGUGUGGAGGUUUCCAUACCUUGCCUUCCAAAAUGGUGGAGGUGCUUUUUUGAUCCCCUACCUUAUAAUGUUGUGCCUCGCCGGGAUCCCUAUCUUUUUAUUGGAGGUUUCCCUGGGUCAGUUUGCCAGCCAGGGCCCCGUGUCCGUGUGGAAAGCCAUCCCGGCUCUACAAGGUUGCGGGAUUGCCAUGUUGAUAAUAUCUGUCUUGAUAGCCAUAUACUAUAACAUUAUUAUGUGCUGGACACUGUACUACCUGUUCGCUUCGUUGAAGGGCUCACUGCCAUGGGCUAACUGUAAGAACGAGUGGAACACGUUGGACUGUAAGGACAAAGACAUGCUUCUCUUAGACACGUGUAUCCUCCAUGAUAAAAACAUCACCUCUGUAAAGAACAGCUCGUUCUGUCUGUCGGCUCAAGCCAUUGGAAACCUGACCAAACUGGUCAACAUGACCUCUCCGGAUAACAAAACGUACGUCAGCCCCAGCGAGGAGUACUUCAAGUACAAUGUCUUGCACAUUUCCAAAGGGAUAGAGUACCCUGGAGACAUCCGCUGGCCCCUCGCAGGCUGCCUGUUGCUGGCCUGGUUGAUAGUCUACCUCUCCCUGGCCAAAGGAAUCAAGUCAUCAGGGAAAGUGGUGUAUUUCACAGCUACGUUCCCCUAUGUGGUUCUGGUCAUUCUGUUGUUCAGAGGAGUGACCCUCCCAGGGGCUGGUGAUGGCAUCCUCUACUUCAUCACACCCAAGUGGGAGAAACUCAAUGAUGCUAAGGUGUGGAAGGAUGCUGCCACCCAGAUCUUCUUCUCUCUGUCAGCAGCCUGGGGAGGCCUCAUCACAUUGUCUUCUUACAACAAGUUCCACAACAACUGCUACAGGGACACCAUCAUAGUGUGCAUAGUUAACAGUGCCACCAGUAUAUUCGCUGGGUUCGUCAUCUUCUCCGUCAUUGGAUUCAUGGCCCACGAACUGAAGGUGCCCAUUGAGAAGGUGGCUGAUGAAGGUCCAGGCAUAGCGUUCGUGGUGUACCCAGAGGCUCUGACCAGACUCCCACUCUCUCCGUUCUGGGCCAUCAUCUUCUUCCUCAUGCUGCUGACCCUCGGACUGGAUACCAUGUUUGCCACCAUUGAGACCAUAGUGACGUCGGUGUCAGAUGAGUUCCCCCAGUACCUGAGAAAGAACAAGCCUCUGUUCACACUCAUCUGUUGUGCCUGUUUCUUCUUGCUGGGAUUCCCUAUGGUCACAGAGAAUGGGAUGUACAUGCUCCAGUUGGUGGACACAUACGCUGCCUCUUACUCCCUGGUAAUCAUUGCCAUCUGUGAGCUGAUCGGAAUCUCGUACUUCUAUGGCCUGCAGAGGUUCUGCGAGGACAUUGAAAUGAUGAUUGGCUUCCAACCAAACCGCUUCUGGAGAAUCUGCUGGGCCUUUGUGACUCCUACCAUUCUGACUGGUAUCCUGGGGCUGAGUCUGUACCAGUGGAAGGUGAUGACCUAUGAGGACUACACCUACCCCACCUGGUCCAUGGUGAUGGGCUGGCUGAUGGUGGUGUGUUCUGUCAUCUGGAUCCCAAUCAUGUUUGUCAUCAAAAUGCACUUGGCCCCAGGCAGCUUUAGGGAGCGUCUGAAGCUGGUGUGUUCCCCUCAGCCCGAUUGGGGUCCCUUCCUGGCCAAGCACAGAGGGGAGCGCUACAAGAACAUGAUGGACCCCCAUGGAUCCAACUCCCUGGGCCUCAAACUGCCCCCCAAAGAUUUCCAGCUGGGCGCCUACCAGUAGCAGCCUCCACUACAACCACCACCACCACUUCAGCAGGGGCACCAGGGGAGAGAGAGACCAGCAGCCUGUCACUGCCCUCUCCCCCACCCACCUAUUCCUUCUCCUUUUCCUGUUCUCCACUCCACUUCAUCUCUCCUGUUUCCUUCCUCUUUCCCUUCAAUGUGGGCGAGAGGAAAGCAAGCCAACACAUCGUCCACUUUUUCCCCCGGUUCUCCUGUUCACCUCCCUUGCUCCCUUCUACACUCCAUAGCAAAGUGGGGCUGCCCUCCUCUCCGACAUUGCUUUCUCUGGCAGGCACCCAUGCUAUACCCUGCCCUCUCUCUCCCUAACCCCUGACCUGAGAAUGGUCUGUCCUCUGCCUCCUGCCCAUGCACAGCCAUUACGCCAGAACCCUUUCUUACUGAGGGGAUCUCUGUUCCAAGAGAAAAAUGUGUACCGUGUCACAAUAAUGCAAUGGCAAUAUUCGACUGCACAUGACAAAAAAAUCAAAUCAAAUUUUAUUUGUCACAUGCUUCGUUGACAACAGGUGUAGACUAACAGUGAAAUGCUUACUUACGGGUCCUUUUCCAACAAUGCAGAGUUAAAGAUGCAUUAAAAAAAAAUUGUGACAGAAGGAAUAAAUGCACAGGGAUUAAUGAAUAACAAUAAUGAGUAAAAAUAACAUGGUACUGGUACUCCCUGUAUAUAGCCGAGUCGAUGUGCAGGGGUACGAGGGUAUUGAGGUAGCUUGUGUGUGUGUGUGUGUGUGUGUGUGUGUGUGUGUGUGUGUGUGUGUGUGUGUGUGUGUGUGUGUGUGUGUGUGUGUGUGUGUGUGUGUGUGUGUGUGUGUGUGUGUGUGUGUGUGUGUGUGUGUGUGUGUGUGUGUGUGUGUUGGGGUGCCAGUGUAUGUAUGUGUGAGUGUGUGGGUAGAGUCCAGUGUGUGUUCAUAGAGUUAGUGCAAAAAAGGGUCAAUGCAGGUAGUUCGGGUAGCCAUUUGAUUUAGGUAUUUAGAAGUCUUGUUUAUCAGUCUAAUGGCUUGGGGGUAGAAGCUGUUCAGGGUCUCAUUGGUUCCAGACUUGGUGCACUGGUACCGCUUGCCGUGUGGACGCAGAGAGAACAGUCUAUGGUUUGGAUGUAGUUUUUGACCAUUUUUUGAUCCUUCCACUGACAACGCCUGGCGUAGAGGUCCUGAAUGGCAGGGAGUGAGUUCGACCCCAGUGAUGUACUGGGCCAAACUGACCACCCUCGUAGCGCCUUGCGGUCGGACGCAUUGCAGUUGCCAUACCAAGCGGCGAUGCAGCCAGUCAAGAUGCAGCUGUUGAACAUUUUGAGGAUCUGAGGGCCCAUGCCAAAUCUUUUCAGCCUCCUGAGGGGGAAGAGGCGCUGUCGUGCCCUCUUCACAACUGUGUGGGUGUAUGUGGACCAUGUUAAUUCCUUAGUGAUGUGCACACAGAGGAACUUGAAGCUCUCGACCCACUCCACUACAUGUGGACUACUCCCUAUGGAGGUGUGUGUGGAUGUGUGUGUGCAUGCGUGUGUGUGUGUGUGAUUGUUUUAUUCUUGUAUCUAUGUGUAUAGUGAUAAUGGAAAAUCCUCCACAAACAAAAAGGCACAAAAAAUCUAAUUGACUGACUGAGAAAUAUUGAUAUUCAUCAGACUCUGACCGAUGGGACAUUAUGAUAUAUAUUCGUUCUUUUUUUAAUGAAAUAGGCAAUACAAGUAAAAUAAACUGCCUAGAAAUUAUGUAGUAUGGUUCAUUUUCAUAGAUGAUGUUUGUUCCUGUCAAAGUAUAUACACAUUAAAUAGGAGUGUGUGUAUAUACAUAUAUAUACACUCCUAUUUAAUGUGCAGUCUCCUUUGCUUUAUCUGAAUAAAUGAAGUUACCUGCAAUUUUUUGCCUUCUCCAGUAGAUAAGGAAAUGCCUAUCGCUGAUUACUUUAACUAUAAACACUUUAGUCUCUACUAUCUCCAAAAAAUAUUAUCUGUAAUCAAUUUAGCACAUUAAUACAGUUGUGUAGUCGAUCCUUCCUUUCGUAGCUUAAGAUAUGCAAAACGGCCAUGGGAAAUUGUAGUGAUUCUUCUCAGUGUUUAGAAUAGUCCGAUGGCCUUUGUGUGCAUAAAAAUUAAACCAACUAUUUAUUGCUGUAGACAUGUGUUGUGGUCUCGUCAUGGCAACUAUGGAAUCGCCUUCUUUCCUCAUACGCAACUUCUGUAGGGUAACAUAUAUAUAUAUAUAUAUAUACACAAGAGAGAAUGUGUACUGCUCCAGAUGUUUUUUCCUUGCCGGCUGGGUAGCUGUAUCUUGUACACUUUUUAAAAAGAGAUGUGUAGACUUAGUGCGUGCUUGUGUCGUCACAUCCCCACAAUGUUAGGAGCAACUUGUAGAUAUGUGUAUAGGUGGUGUAUAGAAUAUUGCCUUUUUUCCUGGAACUGUACUUAUCCUAUUAUAUGUGGUAGAGCUCUGGGGGCCACUUUGGAUUUGUCUCAAAUGGCACUCUAUUCCCUAUGAAGUGCAAUACUUUUGAAUAUGUGAGGGAGUCCUAUGUCCGAUCAAAAGUACUGCACUGAGUGGGGUGUCAUUUGAGAUUUGUACUUUGCCAUUUUUAGAUGUGUACUUUGUCAUUGUCUUUGUCUUCAUGAAACAGGGUGUCAGGUAUACUUGACUCCAGGUCUGCCUACUUUUGUAGAUGUAUAAUUAACAGCAGCAUUCUACAUGGACGAAAUAGACAGUAGAACUUCCACAAUUUCUACCUUGAAUAGGGCAGACGUAGAAAGAAAAAAAAAAACGAAAUCCUUCAAAAUGUGCCUGUUCUCUCUAUUUUUUUUGCGCACUAUUAUAAAAUCAUGAGGAAUUCUAGCUCAGUAGAGCAUCGAGGAAUGUCUUGGUCAAAUCACACUGCACUGACCAAACUGUAUCUUCCCCUAGGGCCCUGGAGUUGAAUGAGAUACGGUUGGCACAUCAUUUCCCUUUAAAAUCUUGUUAGAAACUCUUCUCUAUGGACAGAAUUGGUCCAUAACAGUUACAUGUCUUACCUAGAACCCUAAGAAAAUUGGAACAGUGUCUGCUUCCCUAAUGGCAACCUUAUCUCUAUAUAGUGUACUACUUUUGACCAGGGCCCAUACUGUAGGAGUCCCAAGUAGUGCACUAUAUACGGAACAGGUUGCCAUUUGGGACACAUCCAGAAAGUGUAAGGGUCAAGACUUCAAUCUAACAGUGACAACUCACGACCACCUGCCAGCCUGCCACAAGUUAUCCAGAGGGCCAGUAAGCAAUUUGACUGGCCACUGAGAUUGCUUUUCAUAUUACACGUCAGGCAACCAAUCUGCCUUGCUUUCUGUCCAAUUACCAACGUGACUGGGGAUGCGUUCUUCAAAAAGCAAUUAGACCUGAUUUCUUUUCCCGCUAUCACAGGACGUUGGAUGUGUAAUUUCUGUUCAAUGUAAACAGGCCUUGAUUAAAACAGCUGUGUUUAGAUGGCCGGGUCUUUUAACACUGCAGGCGUGUGUUCUUCGAGUGGGGCCGAGUGUAGUUAAUUGGAAGCUGUGGAUAUAUGGAAAGUGAUAAGACAAGCGUGCCAGUGAGAUUCGAGUCAGACGAGUGAGUCUAGGCAAGGCCCAUGCUGUUUAAUUACUGUGAAAUUAAAAGUAAUAUGGGCUGCUAAUUGUCUAGAAAGGUACAGGUCUCUAAAAGGGGUGUAAAAAACAUUCAACACAAAAACCCUAUUUCUGAAGUAGCUUGCCUGUUGUAGCCUUGUGUUGUUUUGUAGUGCAUCUUAUCUCCCUUGGUGUGUGUGUGUGUGUGUGUGUGUGUGUGUGUGUGUGUGUGUGUGUGUGUGUGUGUGUGUGUGUGUGUGUGUGUGUGUGUGUGUGUGUGUGUGUGUGUGUGUGUGUGUGUGUGUGUGUGUGUACACUAAGCUUGGGGGCCCCCUGACCCCUUUUUUUAAGAACUCAGUCGUGGUCUCAAUUUACAGUUGAGUACCAUUUCAAAAUUUGGUUGUGCAUCAGUUUUUCUCUUAUGUCAGUCACUUACAAUCACUCAAUUAGCCCAUGUCAGCUAAAAAAAUGUUUUAGAUUGGUUAGAUAGUCUAGUCAGCUAUCUAAACUUGUAGUAAUCAUGGUGGAAUUACCGACCGGGCACAUGCCCAGGGGCCCUGACCUCCAGAGGUCCCCAUUGAUUUUGUUAGUCACUCUCAGUCAUAUAUCAUAUUAACAUGGCAUGAGUCAUGGAAAAAAUCUGUAGAAUUGAAUGAAAUUAGCUUCAAAUCUGAAGGGCAAAAAAUCUCUCAACCCUAUGGAGAAAUUAGUGGAAUUGCAGGAUAUUAGUUAUACAAUUGCAAAAAAAUCUCUCUGCCCCAUGCCAAAAUCUGUAGAAUUGCAACAAACUUGCUUUAAAACUGCAACAUUUUCUCUAAGCCCAAUUGCAAAAUGUGUAGAAUUUCAGAAAAUGAACCCUAAAACAAAUGAUAGUUCUCCCCGUCAUCAACUGAGGCGCCACUAAAAUGUUUUGCCUAUGAGGUGGGGGGCCCCCAACAAAAAUUCCACUUAGGGCCCCCCAAAAGGCUAGGGAUGGUUCUGUUGGGGGUUUAAAAAAGGAAAAAUAAAUUGUGUUUGUCACUCACUUGAAUGCACGGUUGACUGAACGAGCAAGUCAGGUUCUUUUAUUAUUUUGGUCUCAGAGUGCAUCUUUGUGUGUUUCACGACUGUGUACACUCCUGUAUACACAUUAUCCAUUAUCUUCCAAUGACAGAGAGAGAAAUAUAGAGAGUCAGAGAGAAAGAGAUCAUUUUUGCGGUGUGACAGAUUGUAAAGUUUGCGCUAGGCAAUUCAUGAGGUGGCGGCAGAUAGCCUAGCGGUUAAGAGCGUUGGGCCAGUAACCGAAAGGUCGCUGCUUCGAAUCCCCGAGCUGACUAGGUGAAAAACCUGUCAAUGUGCCCUUAUGCAAGGCACUUAACCCUAAUUGCUCCUGUAAAUUACUCUGGAUAAGAGCAUCUGCUAAAUGACUAAAAUGUAAAUGUGAGCUCUGGUUGGAAUAACUCUGUCCUAGUGUAGACAAUUUGAUGCUUUCUUUGAGGAAAUGGGGAUUAGCUUUCUGUUCUCAACAGCAUUGAUCGAACAGGAAACGUUAGAAAGCUAGCAUGUGCUGUUUGUGUUCCUGUGCUUCUGUGUCCAUGUAUGCUCUCUCCCUUCUCACAUCUGCUUCCCCCUCUCCCCCCUGCAUGUCUCCUUGAGCGUGCGUUAUGUUCCUCAAAGCACUGACAAACCAGGGUUAUAGUUUACCCCGGUAUUUUCCUUCGCAAAGAAAAAUAGAAAAUAAUAAUAUUUCCAUUGCUAUACCUGUGGGUCAACUUUGGGCAGUAGGUAACCAAAGAAGGAUAAUAACUUUUUUUAUCAGAACAUAGAGUUCUGAAAUAAAUAAAAAUAAAAAUAAAUGUGACAUACUGCCAUUCAUAUCCCACCUAGUGAUCCUUGAUGUUUGCCAAUAUGUUACAAAACAUCUUCAGGUAACCAUUGGCCUUAUAGUUGUCCUCGAAUAGUAGAAUAUUGUAUGUAACUGAAGACGUAUUGUCUGUCACAUAUGGUACCGAUAUAUCCCUAUUGUUAUGUAUGUUGUGUCUUUUUGGCACUUUGUUGUCGACCUAUGAAUGCAUAGGUUAAAUGUCUAAUUACUUGGGUAAUGUAAUUUAUUUCUGUGUGUUCUAUGUACUGCUGCCUAUGGAUAUAGAUAUGUGCCUCCAACGGCCCAUGCCAUCCUUUGAUUUGAAAAUAGAGAAUAGAUAUAUAAUAGAAAUAUAUGUUUUGAAUUCUGUGACAGAUAUAAAAAAUAUAUAUUAUAUGUGAAAUUGAUUAUUUAUUUUGAAUGUCAUCAAUCAUUGAGGCCCUACCUCACAUUUUGUAUUUAUGUAUAGAAAUGCAAUUGGAGUAUAGUAUCUUUGCCAAUAAGAAUAUAUAGCUAUUAUAUCAUGAAAUGUAUAACCUAUAAAUCUAUAAAUGUCAUUGUUUUCAA